AUUGCCUGCUGCCUUCUCCGUGCCCAUGACGCCUAAGACGAAUUCACCUCCAUCUCCCACCCCACGCUCCCCGUUUCGAACAGUUCCGAAGUCGCUCUUAGUUGCCCGUCAUGGCCGAUACACCUUCACAUGACGACCCGACCCUAUCGGUCCCUGUCUCUCCUACAUAUCCGCGCCAUCAUUCUAGAAGAAGCAGACGGCAUUCACUAUCCGAAGCCCCAGACGAGAAUACCGCUCUUCUACGCCCUUCGCACUCCCAUGUCCGUAUACAAAGUCCUAUAGGCAACCCAAGGAUUUCCCUAUCGAGAAAUCAUAGCUAUGUCGGGACACCCCAUAGCUCACGAUAUCAUUCGCGGCACGAGUCGUGGGGACAGCGAUUGAUACAGGCCCUUUCUGAUCGCCAGGAUCCAAUGACAGAGUCGAAAAGCUCUCUCCUUGCCGACGAUCGGAUAUGGUAUGAUCAAUUCACCUCGACCGACUGGGUACACGACAGUAUCGCAGACGCAUAUCGAGUAAAACAGUUGCGUAGCCGUAAGGACUUCGUAGGCAGACUCAUCGUAUUGUUUGAUGGUGCUCAGGGCUGGGUACUAAGCGCCUUGGUUGGCGUUCUGGUAGCUCUACUCGCCUAUUGUGUUAACGUGGCCGAGACUACCAUCUUCGACUAUAAAGACGGUUAUUGUACGCGAGGAUGGUACAUAAGGGAGAAGAGAUGUUGUCCCCAUGGCCCAUGUACGGAUUGGCGAUCUUGGUCGGAGGUUCUCGGCGGCCAUCCGUUCGGCAACAAAUGGACAGAAUUCGGAAUAUAUGUUAUCGCCGUCCUUGUUCUUGCAGUUUCAUCUUGCCUACUUACUCUAUCGACUAAAACUGUGGUUCCUUCGGCUUACCGGAUGUCGACGUUGGAUGAGAACCUGGCCGCCGACUACUCCCGUCAACCGCCAGACGAUAACGACGAGGACGAUGACGGGAAUAUAAGCCCAAGACAGGUCCGUCAGGACGUCGAUUCUCCAGCUCCGAUGAUAUACUAUUCCGCAGCGGGCAGUGGUGUAGCCGAAGUUCGUGUGAUUCUUAGCGGAUUCGUGUUACACGGCUUUCUUGGCUUAAAGACUCUUGUCAUCAAAUCGGUAGGAUUGAUCUUGAGUGUGGCUUCAGGCCUGAGUCUUGGUAAGGAGGGUCCCUAUGUCCAUAUCGCUACUUGUAUUGGCAAUAUCUGCUGUCGAAUUUUUACCAAGUACGAUCGUAAUGAUGGCAAAAGGCGCGAAGUACUGUCAGCCGCAGCCGCAGCGGGCGUUGUUGUUGCAUUCGGAGCACCUCUUGGCGGCGUCCUCUUUGGUCUUGAGGAGGUCGCCUAUUAUUUCCCGGCAAAGACGCUUUUCCGUACAUUCUUCUGCUGCAUCGUCGCAGCGCUGUCUUUGAAAUUUCUAAAUCCCUACGGUACACAUAAGAUUGUUAUGUUCGAGGUCCGCUAUAAGAUCGACUGGGAAUGGUUUGAACUGGUGGGCUUCAUUCUAGUGGGGGUAUUAGGUGGCGCUUUCGGGGCUUUGUUCAUCAAGGCAUCGCGUCGUUGGGCCCUAUCUUUCCGUAAGAUCCCAGCUAUUAAGAAAUACCCGCUUCUAGAGGUUGUUCUGGUUGCUCUAGUGACAGGACUUAUCGGUUAUUGGAACACUUUGACCAAACUUCCGGUCGCGAAGCUUUUGCUCAAUUUGGCUGCUCCUUGCCAGGACGACAGCAGAGAUGACGAGUUGGGCCUCUGCGCUGAAAGCAUCGACGAUAUACCAGGUAUCAUUCGAAUGUUGCUCGCCGCUUUUGUCAUCAAGGGAUUCCUAACAACCAUCACGUUUGGCAUUAAAGUCCCCGCAGGAAUCUAUGUCCCUUCCAUGGUUGUCGGUGGUCUUAUGGGCAGAAUUGUCGGUCAUCUGAUGCAAUGGAUAGUACUUCGGUUUCCGCACUGGAGCAUAUGGGGAAGUUGUCCCCUCCUCCAAGAAUCGACGUGUGUCCAGCCGGGCGUGUACGGACUCAUCGCUGCGGGCUCGACGAUGUGUGGCGUGACAAGAUUGUCCGUCACCCUCGCCGUCAUUCUUUUUGAGCUUACAGGAAGUUUGGAUUAUGUCCUCCCCUUUUCUUUGGCUAUUCUUGUCGCCAAAUGGACAGCCGAUGCCUUAGAGCCGCUCAGUAUCUACGACUUGCUCACAAACAUGAACGCUUAUCCAUACCUGGACAACAAACAUAAGCCCAUCUUCACCUCCGAUCUCGCGGAUAUUGUCCCGCGCUUUCGUCAUGAGCGUGUCAUCGAUAUCAGCAGCUCGCCUUUGGUUGCGGCGACAAAACUUCGUUCGAAGUUGGAUCUUCUCCAUCGAGCUGGAGAGUUAGAUGGCGGGCUACCGAUACUCAGAGAUAACAUCCUUGUCGGCUUGAUUCCUGCCCCCGACUUGGAAUAUGCCUUGGAUAAUCUCGAAGAUGAGAGUAGUAGCCUCUGUCUUAUGGCGAGUGUACCCAGCAUAGAUGAGGAAGAAUCCCCGGAGCGAGACCCUACAGACUUCACGCCUUAUAUAGAUCCCGCGCCAGUCGCUUUGGACAUCAAAUCGCCGAUGGACCUGGUGUACGAGUGUUUUGCUAAACUCGGUCUACGGUAUAUAUGCGUCCUCAAAGAUGGCCGUUAUGCGGGGAUGACCCACAAGAAGAGAUUCGUGAAGUACAUGCGCGAACUCGAGGAAAAGGAACACGGACUCUAAGCGGCUUUUUCUUAUGAGGAUAG
Molecule: messenger RNA, 2752 nt
Organism: Annulohypoxylon truncatum
Lineage: Eukaryota; Fungi; Ascomycota; Sordariomycetes; Xylariales; Hypoxylaceae
Product: chloride channel
Exons: 3
Coding region: 111-2729 (872 amino acids)
Biological process (GO): chloride transport; transmembrane transport
Cellular component (GO): membrane; Golgi apparatus; early endosome
Molecular function (GO): voltage-gated chloride channel activity
Source: RefSeq, a predicted model, not a curated record